AUGAAAUGCUCGAAGGGUUUCACACCGGGCACGCCGAGUGCGGCCGACUUCCGGGACGGGAAUGCGUUUGAAAAGCCAGAAAUAAAACUAAAGAUUCUGAUUGUAUUCUAUUUUUCAGAGCUCUCAGUGGGCCUCCGAAACGUCCGGGUCACGGUCCCUACCUCCGUCCGGAAGGGUGACCCGGUGCAUCUGUACUGCGAGUACGAGCUCGAGGACAACGAGCGGCUCUACUCCAUCAAGUGGUACAAGGGCAAACGGGAGUUCUACCGGUACACUCCGCAGGUGCACCCAUCGGUGCAGGUGUUUAGCACCGCCAGCGGCAUCGAAGUCGAGCGGUCCCUGUCGAACGAGAGCCACGUCGUCCUGAGGGCGGUCGAGACGAACAACUCGGGAAAGUACAGCUGCGAGGUAUCGGCCGACGCGCCCUCGUUCCACACGAUCAUCGUCUCCGGGGACAUGGAGGUCGUAGAGCCACCCCGGGAGCAGCCCUCGGUGACGGGGCUUCAGGCACGGUACCGGCCGGGCGACAUCCUGCGGGCCAACUGCACCUCGCAUAACUCUAAGCCGGCGGCAAAUUUGACGUGGACGAUUAAUGAUGCACCGAUCCCACCUCAGUACGCCAAGCUGUACCGGCCGGUGAAGGACAGCUUCAGUGGCCUGGAGUCGUCGAUGCUCGGUCUGCACAUUAUGGUGUCACACGACCACUUCCUGAAGGGCAAACUGAAGCUGCGGUGUGCGGCAUCGAUACACCAGAUCUACCACGAGAGCGUCGAGCAGCAGAUACCGGAGGACCGGCCCCGGAUACUGGCGACCGGGGUGUCGGCCAGUGGCCACAGCAUCAACCUCUACCACGGGACGGUCCAGGAGAACGAGCUGACGGAUCAGAGCGACGCCUAUCUGACGAUGCACGGUUACAAAGCGGAUAACUCGUCUCCCCUGUCGUCGUCGUCCGGCAGCCUGCAGAUCGACUCGUACGUCAAGGUGUGCUGGAUCACGUUCUACAUCUGCAUCAUCUGCACGGUGAUGGUGUACUCGAUACGCUACCUGAUGGUCACCUGA
Molecule: messenger RNA, 1059 nt
Organism: Anopheles bellator
Lineage: Eukaryota; Metazoa; Arthropoda; Insecta; Diptera; Culicidae
Exons: 7
Coding region: 1-1059 (352 amino acids)
Source: RefSeq, a predicted model, not a curated record